UGAAGAGUAGUGGAGCGUCGUUUUCUGGAGCUGCUGAUCCCAGUGAUGCUGACCGCUCAAGUGUUGCAUGCUGAAGAAUCCCGACGCUCUGUGAGUGAGCUUUAAAGGAUGAUAGGAUGAAGGCUGGAAACGAGGGGAAAUGAAGAUGAAGAUAAGAGUGUGCCAAGGGGUUAGUGGCAUCAUCAUCGUCGCCAUGGUUACCAGUUUGAUGUUGAUGUACAACAGCAGCACUGGCGAAAGAUCGUCUUCCUCAUCGGCAUCAUCAGCACCGUCCAACCGUUCAGAUGGUGCGGUUACAUCCACGAAAAAGCCAGAGAUACCUAAGAGACUCCAGACAGCAGCACUUCAGGGGUACACAGGUGUCAUGGAUCGAAAGCCUCUGAAGAUGCACUGCAGGACCUGUGCUCUGGUGACCAGCUCCGGCCAGCUAACGGGGAGCAAGAGAGGCGAAGAAAUAGACAGCAACGAGUGCGUAAUCCGUAUGAAUGACGCCCCCAGCAUAAACUAUCAGCGGGAUGUUGGCCGACGUACAAACCUGCGUGUCGUGGCUCACUCCAGCCUGCAGAGGGUCCUGCGGAGCCGACAGCAGCUGCUUAACGCCAGCCAGGACACGGUUUUCAUCUUCUGGGGACCCAGCAGCUGCAUGAGGCGGGAUGGAAAAGGCCACGUUUACAACAACCUCCGGCUGUUAAACCAACUCCUACCAAGGCUUAAAGUCUACAUCAUUUCUCGGACCAAAAUGCUAAAGUUUGAUGAACUGUUUAAAAAGGAAACAGGGAUAGACAGGAAGAGCUCCAACUCCUGGCUUAGCACCGGCUGGUUCACCAUGGCGAUAGCCGUAGAGCUGUGUGACCGGAUCAACGUGUACGGCAUGGUGCCACCUGAUUUCUGCAGAUCCUCCUCUCAUCCCUCCUUGCCGUAUCAUUACUACGAGCCCUCGGGACCCGACGAGUGCUCCAUGUACCUGUCCCACGAGAGGAGCCAACGAGGAAGCCACCAUCGCUUCAUCACGGAGAAGGCUGUGUUUGCAAACUGGGCUCGAACCCUCAACAUCCACUUUCACCAGCCGGACUGGAAGCCAGCUGCCGUCAUGAACAGCUCAUACACUCCUGUUCCAGCUGGAUCCUGAGAUUCAGAUGAUCCCCAGAAGUGUGUGUGUGUGUGGAAGGUCUCCAGAUCUGAGUCCUCUCUCCGGACUACAUGAAUGCAUGAGACAGCAGUAGGCAACUGUUGUGCCUGUUAGCCGAAGCAGCUUGGCAGAAUGGGAUCAUUGCAUAAUAGCAGCACAACGCCCCAACAAUGCUUUGGAAGUGUUACUAUACUAGGAUGAAUUUCAAACAGGUGUCAAAGCCAUGGAGGGUGGUUCAAGUGUUAUAUUUAUUCUGUGUAGUGCUGCUUUAACGACACUCGAGUUGUCAGAGAAUUGUCAGUUGUUGUGAACUCAAUUCAGACUCAUUGAGGACACCGAGGUCAUGUCCUCACCAUUUUUUUGUUUCUCAUCAGUUUACACUUUACAAUCACGCACAAAUAAAACAUGUUUUUCAACGAUGA
Molecule: messenger RNA, 1551 nt
Organism: Gymnodraco acuticeps
Lineage: Eukaryota; Metazoa; Chordata; Actinopteri; Perciformes; Bathydraconidae
Gene: st6galnac5b
Product: ST6 (alpha-N-acetyl-neuraminyl-2,3-beta-galactosyl-1,3)-N-acetylgalactosaminide alpha-2,6-sialyltransferase 5b
Exons: 5
Coding region: 140-1129 (329 amino acids)
Biological process (GO): ganglioside biosynthetic process; oligosaccharide metabolic process
Molecular function (GO): alpha-N-acetylgalactosaminide alpha-2,6-sialyltransferase activity
Source: RefSeq, a predicted model, not a curated record